Molecule: messenger RNA, 1503 nt
Organism: Arachis ipaensis
Lineage: Eukaryota; Viridiplantae; Streptophyta; Magnoliopsida; Fabales; Fabaceae
Source: RefSeq, a predicted model, not a curated record
CUCACAGAUGAGUACAAACUCUUAGUGCAUCACAGCACUUACUAAAUAUCUUAACAGCACUUAUUAGCCUUAGAAAGCCAUUAUUGUCUUCCCUUAAGAUUUGUGAACCUGAGAGAUUCAAAUGGCAGCAUUACAACAUGAAUUUGAGCAUCCCAACAAGGCUUUCGGAUGGGCAGCAAGAGAUUCUACUGGUUUUCUUUCCCCUUUUAACUUCUCAAGAAGGGAAACGGGUGAGAAAGAUGUGACCUUGAAAAUAUUGUACUGUGGAAUAUGCCACACUGACCUUCACUUGUCCAGGAACGACUUCGGCGUUUCCAUUUAUCCAUUAGUACCAGGGUAUCUUUCAUUCCUAAUUCAUAGUAUAGAAAAAUUAAAAUGGAUUUUCUUAUGUUCUGUCUCAGAAAUAAAUAACCAGAGAUAUCAACUACUAAGAAAAUCCUUGAUGAUAAUGAUAUACAGGCAUGAGAUAGUUGGGGAAGUAACAGAGGUGGGAAGCAAGGUAGAAAAGUUCAAGAUUGGGGACAAAGUGGGUGUUGGAACCAUGGUUGACUCGUGCCGUUCAUGCCAAAGCUGUGUUGACAACCUUGAGAGUUAUUGUCCAAAAAAGAUUCCCACCUAUGGAUUUAAGAAUGUCGACGGCACCACCACAUACGGAGGCUUUUCCGACACCAUGGUAGCCCACGAGGACUUCGUGAUUCGAAUUCCCCACGGACUACCACUUGAUGCAGCCGCUCCUCUGCUCUGUGCUGGGAUUACAGUUUAUAGCCCCCUCCGGUACUUCGGACUCGAUAAGCCCGGUUUACAUCUUGCUGUGGUUGGUCUUGGCGGCUUAGGCCACCUCGCUGUCAAGUUCGCCAAAGCUUUUGGCGCUAAGGUCACGGUUGUUAGUACAUCGCCUCAUAAAAAGAAGGAGGCGUUGGAAAAUUUGGGAGCUGACUCCUUUGUCAUAAGCACUGACCAAGAUCAGAUGCAGGGUGUUAUUGGUACAAUGGAUGGUAUUAUUGACACGAUUUCUGCAGAUCAUCCUUUGUUACAUUUGCUUGGAAUGUUGAAGUCUCAUGGAAAGCUUGUAUUGGUUGGUGCAGUAGCGAAGCUAGAGCUGCCAGUGUUUCCUUUAAUCAUGGGGAGAAAAAUAGUAGCUGGUAGUAGCGUUGGAGGGUUAAAGGAGACUCAAGAAAUGAUUGACUUUGCGGCUCAUCAUAAUGUAAAAGCUGACAUUGAAGUCAUUCCUGUUGACUAUAUCAACACAGCAAUGGACCGUCUUCACAAAGCAGAUGUGAAAUAUAGAUUUGUCAUUGAUAUCGGAAACACACUCAAGUCUAGCUCUUAAGCUUUGCUGUACUUAAUUAAAUUUCUGCAAAAUGAACCAUGCCCAAAAAUAAUAAGAAAUGAAUUAGUAUGACAACUUUUAGUUUUAUUACUGUCAUCUAUCAUUGAGGUUCCAAAUUAUUAUGUAUUUGUGUGAUUUCAUAUCUUAAAUAAAAGGAUGGUUUGUUCGUGAUC